UCUCAUGAACGCUGUCAAUAACCGGACGGCGCCGAAAAUGAACGAGGCACGAAUCGGGAGCACUCAUCGGAAAACAUGGCGGGCAAAACGCUUCGGCAGCGAACCCGGCGAGGCAGCAGACAAGAUGCGAGCAACGCGAACGUCCCCGCCGAACCGCGGCCACCGAAGGAGGAGAAAGGCGGUGAUGACGGUAAAACCACGGAGACCCGGCAAGAGUCAGUAAGUCGUGGGGGGCAGGUAUGGGCUCCAGAAGGUUCAACAGCAUUUAAAUGCCUGCUCUCUGCACGUUUUUGUGCGGCUUUGCUCAGCAACAUCUCCGACUGUGACGAGACAUUCAACUACUGGGAGCCUAUGCACUACCUGCUCUACGGCACCGGGAUGCAAACAUGGGAAUAUUCUCCAUUGUACGCCAUCAGGUCGUACGCUUACUUAUGGUUACAUGCUCUUCCUGCUUGUUUGCAUGCCCACGUUCUACAGACAAACAAGGUGUUGGUGUUCUACUUUGUGCGUUGUGUUUUAGCAUUCUCGUGCUGUGUCUGCGAACUCUACUUCUACAAGGCUGUUUGUAAGAAGUUUGGUUUGCAUGUGGGCCGUCUAAUGUUGGCAUUCCUUGUCCUGAGCACCGGAAUGUUCUGCUCGUCUGCAGCAUUCCUGCCCUCCUCGUUCUGCAUGUACACAACGCUGGUUGCCAUGACGGGGUGGUUUCAGGACUCAACGCCGUUGGCCAUCAUGGGUGUGGCCGCUGGCGCCGUUGUUGGAUGGCCGUUCUCUGUUCUUGUCGGGAUUCCCAUUGCUUUUGACCUGCUGGUGUUAAAAAGGGAGUGGAAAGGUUUCAUCACCUGGUCAGCUGUGGCUCUACUUGUGCUGCUGGUACCCCUUGUGGCAGUAGACUCUUUCUUUUAUGGAAAACUGGUCAUCGCUCCACUUAAUAUUUUACUUUAUAAUGUCUUUACACCACAUGGACCUGACCUGUAUGGUACAGAGCCGUGGCAUUUCUACUUUGCAAACGGGGUCCUGAACUUCAACCUGGUGUUUGCUCUGGCACUUUUGUCUCUGCCACUCACCGCUCUCAUGGAGACCCUGUUACACAGGUUCAAUGUGCAGAACCUGGGCCGCCCAUACUGGCUGACCCUGUCUCCCAUGUAUCUGUGGAUGUUGGUUUUCUUCACGAGACCUCAUAAAGAGGAGCGUUUCCUCUUUCCCAUCUACCCUCUCAUAUGCCUCAGUGCGGCUGUAGCCCUCUCUUCGCUACAGAAAUGUUACCACUUCCUGUUCCAGCGGUACCGACUGGAGCACUACACGGUCUCCUCCAACUGGUUGGCUCUGAGCGCAGUCGUGGUCUUCUCAGGACUGUCACUUUCUCGCUCUGUCGCCCUCUUCAAAGGAUACCACGCCCCUCUGGACCUGUACCCAGAGUUCCAUCGCAUCGCCAAGGAUCCGACUCUUCACUCGGUCCCUGAAGGCAGACCUGUUAGUGUGUGUGUGGGCAAAGAGUGGCACCGCUUCCCGAGCAGCUUCCUGCUACCGCACAACUGGCAGCUGCACUUCAUUCAGUCUGAGUUUAAAGGGCAGCUGCCACAGCCAUAUGCAUCUGGUCCUCUGGCCACACAGAUCAUUCCGUCUAAUAUGAACGACCAGAACUUAGAGGAACCGACCAGAUAUAUGGAUUUACGGCAGUGCCACUACGUAGUGGAUCUGGAUACAGAAGAAGAGACGCCACUUGAGCCACGUUAUUCAGCCAACAAAGAGGAGUGGAACAUUAUCGCCUUUAAGCCUUUCCUUCAAGCCUCGAGGUCAUCUCCUCUCUUCAGAGCGCUCUACAUCCCGUUCAUAUCAGAACAACAUACCACCUACAGGCGCUACGUCAUAUUAAAACCACGGAAGCAAAAGCAGCCUCGUAAGCGGACUCAUGGCUGACCAUUGAACCUCAACCCGCCCUCAAGUACAAAACAACAACGGAAUCGUAUUUGUAUGUAAUCGUAUAGACUUGAAUGUGUUUGCAAGUGUGCGUCUCAUUUAAAGAAAUCUGACCCUUUUUUUAAGGACAUUCUGCCUGCCUUUGGGUUCAUGGAAGAAAAAAAAUGAGACCGAGGUUAUGUUCUGUGUGUUUGUGUGCUUGGCAAGUAUCAGGACAGAUUUGUGUGUGUGUGAGAGUGAGUGUGAGAGAGAGAGAGAAUGAUUUACAGGGGAUGGACACACAACAAGGUACUUAGACAGGCCGUUACACACAAAUGAUGAAAAGUGUUUUUGAGUCCUUUUGAAAAUGUCUCCUGGAAGUAUUUUUCUGAAUGAUGACUUUAAGAAAUCUCGUUGCGUUUGCUCGACUGCACCUGAACAGUAUCUUAUUGUGUGCUCCGUGUCAGUGGAGACAAAUGUGUGCGUUAUUAAUUUUACUUGGAAUGUUGAUAAUUAAAAACAUGCUUGACUAGUAAUGAAACCUUCCUUUUUAUUUCACUGGAACAGCAAAAUCUCUUCACCACAAGCAGAAAGAUUCAAUUCUAAUCUCAUUUUAAUUGAAGCUGUAACAAACAUACAAACCGCUCUCACUUACAGGAGAGACGUCAAGGCAUUACACAUUCUGAAUAAGUAAUAAUAACAAUGCUAUAAUUUAUCAUUCUCUUUGAUGUCAUGCCAUUGUUGUGGACAGGCUGCAGGCACUCCAAGUCACUGAACGAGACACCUGCCCACUGGACCGCAGAAAGAACGUCAUAAUGACAGUGGAAUUGAA
Molecule: messenger RNA, 2728 nt
Organism: Pungitius pungitius (ninespine stickleback)
Lineage: Eukaryota; Metazoa; Chordata; Actinopteri; Perciformes; Gasterosteidae
Gene: alg9
Product: ALG9 alpha-1,2-mannosyltransferase
Exons: 15
Coding region: 76-1917 (613 amino acids)
Biological process (GO): protein N-linked glycosylation
Cellular component (GO): endoplasmic reticulum membrane
Molecular function (GO): alpha-1,2-mannosyltransferase activity
Source: RefSeq, a predicted model, not a curated record